UCGGACCGCAUUUGUCUUUUUACUCUCGUCUCUGCAGCAGCUAUGAAGUGGCUCGUCUGUUUCUUACUGCUAAGCUUGUCAUUUCAAAGCACACAGUCAAUUUCUACAGAACUUAGGCAGACUAGGCAAUCUGAACAAUCCGCUUCUGAACGAAAUCAAGAUUUACCUACGAAAGUAGAGGUUUUCACAUCCCCAUCACUAGUAGAAGUUGAAGAGGGAGAGCCAGCACUGAUACAAUGCAUCGCUCGCGGAUUAUCCGAUCCAUUGUUCACUUGGUUCGGACCUGACAGGAAGACUCCAGUUUCCUCCACCGCUAAUGUGGCAAUCACACCUAACGGCAGAUUGCGCAUUUCCGCUGUAGAGAAGAAGCAUAUCGGAUUAUAUUCUUGCAAAGUUGUCAGCUCAUCUGCAAACGUGUCUGUUAGAGCACAAAUAAAGAUUAUCGUAAAGUGCAAGGAUGUUUUACCAAAAAUCAUUGUUCAGCCCAAAAAUAUGUCAUUCUUUAUCAACGAAAACGAGCCAUUUGAGGAUUCACCUUGUACUAACUAUCUUUCAUUGUUGAAGCGGAAAAGAUUUACAAAGAUUGCAGUGCGUGCUGCUGAUCGAUACAGAAACAAUCAAGACUGGGCUAGACGUCUCAACGCAAUUCAAGUAUUGGAAAGUCUGAACGUCAUCAAGUUGUCUACUCUGUUAAGCCCACAAGAUUUAUCAAAAGUUUUAGACAGUAUGUCAGAAUUACAACAAGCAGUCAACAACAAAAGUCUUUCUACAGCUAAUUUGCUGAUCGAUGCUUCAAGUCUUCCUUCAAAGUCACUAGUCCACCGUUCUGCAGCCAUUCUUACAGCCGUCAAAGUAAUGAAUGCAACUAGUCGCAAGGGACUGUUCUUACCUGCAUCCAACAAAUGCCCGCCAUCUUAUAGACAAUUGCUUAUUCCAUGUGAAGCAGAUAGAGGAACAAUUGUUUUCUAUUACAAUGGAACACUUGUUAGCAGAGAUCACCCACGAUUUCUCUACAACAAACAUGGACUACAAUUACUGAGAACGUUGCGUGCUCUUGCUGGAAACUACACUUGCGUUGCUGUAAACGGUUGUGCAAGACAAUCAACUUCUGCACUUAUUGAAAUAUCUCGCUAUUAUUAUCGUCAGGGCAUUGCUAAUCGCAGCUUUACCAAUAUGGUGAUGUACGGUAAGCAUAAAAGUGUUCAUUUUGCAAAUAUUUUUGCAACGACGUCAACAUUUUCCAAUGUCACUUCAUCAUACUCUAUUACUUUGAAGAACGUGUCUACAAACAAAAUGGCAUUGUCGAAUGUUAGCUCAGGCAACAUUUUCUUAUUCUACUUGUCUGCAAGAAACAUAACGAUUUCCCAAGUCAGUGCACACUAUAUGAGUCUAUCUAACUCGUCUGCUACUAAAAUGGCUUUGUUCAAUGUCAGUGCACCGUUUGUAAAGCUAGUUAACUCGUCUGCAGUUAACAUGACUUUAUCAAAUGUUAGUUCAAACUCUUUAGAUCUAGUUAAUUCGUCUUCAAGUAACCUGACUUUGUUCAAUAUCUUUUCAAAAUACAUGAAUUUAGUCAACUUCUCUGCAGUCAACAUGAAUUUGUUCAAUUCCAGUGUAGACAUUUUAGAUUCAGCCAACUUGUCUGCGGUCAACAUGAAUUUGAUGAAUGUUAGAUCACCUUAUAUGGGUUUUGUCAACUUGUCUGCAGUCAACGUGACUUUGUUCAACGUGUCUUCAAGCGUCUUGGAUAUAGUCAACGUGUCUGCAGUCAACAUGAAUUUGUUCAAUUUUUUCAGUUUACAAUCGGGGAAUCUAGCCAACUGGUCUGCAACCGACAUAAAUCUGCUUAAUUUCCGUAUAUGGUCUUUGGAUAUAGCCAACUUUUCUGCAGUCAACAUGAGCUUGCUUAAUUUCCGUUCAAACGUUAUGGAUCUAUCCAACUUGUCUGCAGUCCACUUGAAUUUGUCUAAUUUCCGUUCAGGAAUGCUGAAUCUCACCAAUUUGUCUGCAGACAACAUGAAUUUGUUCAAUUUCAGUUCAAAACAUAUGGAUAUAGGUAACUUGUCUGCAGUCAACAUGAAUUUGUUUGAUUUCCAUUCAGAAGUGAUGGAUCUAGUUGACUUGUCUGCAAUCAAUAUGACUGGCAGCUUCCCUACGUCCAGAACCUUGUCAUUCAAGAAUGUCAAUAUCACGUCUCUUGUCAUUCUCAACAGUUCUCGACUGUCAAAAAUAUCAUUCAUAAACAGCACUGUCACUAACCUUGAUCUGAAGAAGAAUAAAAUCAAACCAAUCAUCUCUACUGAUUCCAGCUCUCGUGUGAACACUGGACUGUAAAUGUAUACACAAUGCAUUCAAAACACUUAGUAUGUCUGUUCAUUAGCUAAUUCACUUGUGAAAACACUUGGAGCAAUAUAUAUCGAAGAAUACAAUAUAGUGUCACAACUUGUGUAUUUGCA
Molecule: messenger RNA, 2456 nt
Organism: Corticium candelabrum
Lineage: Eukaryota; Metazoa; Porifera; Homoscleromorpha; Homosclerophorida; Plakinidae
Exons: 3
Coding region: 43-2334 (763 amino acids)
Biological process (GO): homophilic cell-cell adhesion; synapse organization
Cellular component (GO): plasma membrane; neuronal cell body; axon
Molecular function (GO): axon guidance receptor activity
Source: RefSeq, a predicted model, not a curated record